This is a messenger RNA of Anopheles bellator, 1412 nucleotides long. RefSeq names its product cleavage stimulation factor subunit 1 (gene CstF50). Gene Ontology annotation, cellular component: mRNA cleavage stimulating factor complex. Gene Ontology annotation, molecular function: protein binding; RNA binding. Gene Ontology annotation, biological process: mRNA 3'-end processing. The record is from RefSeq and is a predicted model, not a curated record. The transcript is spliced from 2 exons. Bases 105 to 1385 code for a protein of 426 amino acids. NCBI's taxonomy places the organism in Eukaryota, Metazoa, Arthropoda, Insecta, Diptera, Culicidae.
UCUGCACCGUUUUGUAGCUUUUCCGGCUGAGUGCAACCCAGACGCCUAAUUGCAGGCAUUCGCAUUUGAUUAUAGUGCUUCAAAGUCAACCACAAAGGCCAAGGAUGAAGGACGAACAGACGGUUGAAGACAAACAUCUUCUCAAAUACAGAGACCAACUGUACCGGCUGAUGAUCAGCCAACUCUUCUACGAUGGUCAUCAUGGUGUUGCGAUGGAAUUGACGAAGGUGGUCCGAGCUGAUCCACCGUGUCCACCGAGUGAUCGGUUGAUGAACAUUUUCAAGCAAGCGACUCAGAUCGAGCAAUCGAAGCAGAGCAAUCUGUUCGACGACCUGCCGUGCGGGUUGGACCUGGAGUUUGAAACCGAGGGCUCAACACUGGCACCGGAGCCUGCUUCCUACGAAACGGCGUACGUUACAUCCCAUAAGCUCGCUUGCCGUGCUGGGUGCUUCAGUGCCGAUGGGCAGCUGGUGGCAACGGGCAGUGUUGACGCGAGUAUAAAGAUACUGGACGUUGACCGGAUGCUGGCCAAAUCGGCCCCAGAAGACGCUGACCCGGGCCGAGAGCAGCACGCGCAUCCUGUAAUCCGCACACUGUACGAUCAUACGGACGAGGUGUCCUAUCUGGAGUUCCAUCCAAAAGGAAGAAUGCUGGCGUCCGGAUCGAGGGACUGUACCGUGAAACUUUUCGACAUUUCGAAACCAUCGAUCAAGAAGGCACACAAGGUGCUGGGCGAUUGUGUUUCGGUGCGCUGCUUAACGUUUCAUCCAACCGGUGACUAUAUGGCCGUCGGCACCGAUAGCAACGUGCUACGCAUUUAUGACAUCCACACGGCGCAGUGCUUCGUCGGUGCCAUUCCGUCGCACCAGCACAAGGGUUCGAUCACGUGCGUGCGGUACGCGGGUACGGGGAAGGUGCUCGCCACCGGCAGCAUAGACGGUUCGAUCAAGCUCUGGGAUGGUGUAAGUGGUCGCUGUGUCAACACCUUCGCCCAGGCACACGAUGGAGCGGAAAUUUGCUCGCUCCACUUCACCCGCAAUGGCAAGUAUUUGCUGUCGUCGGGGCAAGACUCUUUGGUAAAGCUGUGGGAACUGAGCACCAGCCGGUGCCUGAUUGCGUACACUGGUGCCGGAACUACGGGAAAGCAGGAGCAUCAGACGCAGGCCAUCUUCAAUCACACCGAGGACUAUGUGCUGUUUCCCGACGAAGUAACGACUUCGCUAUGCGCCUGGAACUCCCGGAAUGCCGCCCGUUGUCAUUUGAUGUCGUUGGGACACAAUGGGGCGGUUCGGCACAUCGUCCACUCGCCAACGCAUUCCGCGUUCCUCACCUGCUCCGAUGACUACCGGGCACGUUUCUGGGUGCGAAGAACUAAUAACCACUAGAUCUUAACUACACUUUGGCUAUUCGAA